This is a messenger RNA of Racocetra persica, 139 nucleotides long. The record is from the annotation of a GenBank genome assembly. Lineage: Eukaryota; Fungi; Glomeromycota; Glomeromycetes; Diversisporales; Gigasporaceae.
UAUAAACAAGCGAUUGCUGAAUUGCAGCAAAAACUAGAAGAACAAAGAAGUAACGAAUAUAUAGUGGUAUCAGAUUUGCAACAGCAAAUAGAAGAUAGAGAGCAGAUUAUAUCAGAGAUGAGGUUGGAAUUAGAUGAUC